GCGCGCAGGCAUGGCCAGCCAGCAGCAGUCCGUUCCGUGCAUCUCGCGGUCGCCACCCGAGCAGCCGCUUCAGGUGAAGGUGGUGGGGCUUUUCAAGAGUUCCAGCUUUCAGAUCGCUAAGAGCGCCGCUGAGAGUCUGAAGAGUAAUUAUCCAUCCAAUUUUGAAGAUCCAAUAAUAAUUCCUGUUCAAGAAUUUGCAUGGCAUCAAUAUCUACAAGAGAAAAAAAGGGAACUUAAGAAUGAAGUCUGGGAAUAUUCUUCCUAUGUGAUGUGUUUUAUUAAUGAUAAGCUCCUGGGUGAUGCACUUGAUCUACAGAAAUGGGCCCACAAAGUGUGGGAUAUAGUUGAUUUUAAGCCUCCUGCACUUUACGAAGCACUUACUGUGGAUUAUUCUGCCAAAUUCUUAAGAGACACCAAGCAUAAUUUUGUGUUCUUGGACAUUUCUAUUGAUCUUUAUCCAAUUGGAAGAUUGAUUUUUGAGCUAUAUUCUGAUACAUGUCCCAAAACAUGUAAAAAUUUUCAGAUCUUGUGCACAGGAAAAGCAGGGUUUUCUCAAAGUGGCAUCAAGCUACAUUACACAGGUUCCAUUUUCCAUCGAGUGGUAAGGAAUGGCUGGGUACAAGGAGGAGAUAUAGUUGCUGGAAAAGGAGAUAAUGGAGAGUCAAUUUAUGGACCAACAUUUGAAGAUCCUGUUGUGAAUGUUAGAAGCUAAAUAUCAACUCUUCCCCUGCUUUGUAUUCCUUGUAUAAUAUCCCUAAUCCUUCCCACUCUCAAAGGAUUGGUGACUCCAUGGCUUGGGCUGACUAGAGAAAAGGCUAUUUAUGUGAACAGCAGAAGAAAAGAAAGGAUAUAUGUAUUUUUAAAUAAUUUUAUUCAUUUUGGCUGUGCUGGGUUCUUGAUGCUUUGCGAGGGCUUUCUCUAGCUGUGGUGGACAGGGGCUACUCUUCAUUGCGGUGAGCAGGCUCUCACUGCAGUGGCUCCUCUUGUUGCAGAGCAUGGGCUCUAAGCAUGCAGUCUUCAGCAGUUGCUGCGUGCGAUUCGGGAGUUGUAGUUCAUGGGCUCCAGAGCACAGGCUCAGUAGCUGUGUUGCACGGGCCUAGCUUCUCCGCAGCAUGUGGACUCUUCCAGGACCAGGGACUGAAUCCAUGACCCCUGCAUUGGCAGGUGGGCUCUUAACCACUGCACCACUAGGGAAGUCAGUAAUGUAUUUAAAUACUGGAUUAUCCUUAUUUAAGUAGACCAGUUUCUUAAUAUUAGCAUGUGCUCUAAUUAACAAACAGAUACAGCACUUAAAAUCCAUUUGUCUAAUUCCUAGAUCUCCUUUAAAUGAAAGUAGACAUUAACAAUUAAUUAACAAACAGAUACAGCACUUAAAAUCCAUUUGUCUAAUUCCUAGAUCUCCUUUAAAUGAAAGUAGACAUUAACAAUUGGACAAGGAAAUGGCAACCCACUCCAGUGUCUUGCCUGGAGAAUCCCAGGGACAGAGGAGCCUGGUGGGCUGCCAUCUAUGGGGUUGCACAGAGUUGGAUAUGACUGACGCGACUUAGCAGCAGCAGCAGCAGCAGCAGCAGACAUUAACAAAAAGCAGAGUGCCUGAUGCACUGUUAAUAUUCAAUAAUGCAACUUAAAGUUGUACAAAAGUAUUUUUUGGUAGAAUUAAGAACUGAAGAAUAUGGCUGGGUAGCCACUUAAGGGCUACUUUUUUUUAAAUCUGAGAUUUAUAUAUAUAAAUUUCAUAUGUACAGUUUAAAACUAAUUAUAAAGCAACCCCUUAUAUUACUAUCCUUGUCAAGAAAGAACCACCAGCAUGCCAGAAGCAUCUCAUCUGCCCAUCCUCAAUAAUAACUCCAUCUCCCUCUUAGAGGUAGCCUCUAACCUAACUUUUCCCUUUCUUUUCUUGUUCGUUUUACCACUCAUGCAUGCGUGCAUGCUAAGUCGCUUCAGUCGUGUCCAACUGUUUGCAACCCCAUGGACUGUAGCCUGCCAGGCUCCUUGGUCCAUGGGAUUCUCCAAUCAUUCAUGCAUAAAUCCCUAAAUUAAAAAAAUUAAGUUUUUCCUAUUUUUGGACUUUAUAUGACGUGGACUUGGGCUUCCCUUGUGGCUCAGACAGCAAAGAAUUGGGCUGCAAUGCAGGAGACCCAGGUUCAAUCCCUGGGUGCGGGGUCGGGGGGCGCAGAGGGGUAAGAUCCCCUAGAGAAGGGAAUGGCUACGCACUCCAGGAUUCUUGCCUGGAGAAUUCCAUGGACAGAGGAGCCCAAGGGCUACAGUCCAUGGGGUCACAAAGAGUUAGACAUGA
Molecule: messenger RNA, 2296 nt
Organism: Bubalus bubalis (water buffalo)
Lineage: Eukaryota; Metazoa; Chordata; Mammalia; Artiodactyla; Bovidae
Gene: PPIL6
Product: peptidylprolyl isomerase like 6
Exons: 7
Coding region: 11-712 (233 amino acids)
Biological process (GO): protein peptidyl-prolyl isomerization
Molecular function (GO): peptidyl-prolyl cis-trans isomerase activity
Source: RefSeq, a predicted model, not a curated record